Messenger RNA from Abrus precatorius (Indian licorice), 3735 nucleotides. RefSeq names its product probable disease resistance protein At4g33300. NCBI's taxonomy places the organism in Eukaryota, Viridiplantae, Streptophyta, Magnoliopsida, Fabales, Fabaceae. Gene Ontology annotation, molecular function: ADP binding. The transcript is spliced from 5 exons. Gene Ontology annotation, biological process: defense response to fungus. The coding region runs from base 167 to 2629 and encodes 820 amino acids. The record is from RefSeq and is a predicted model, not a curated record.
CGCACACUCACUGUAAUAGCAAGGGCAUUACAGUCAAUUCCAAAACCAGUAUGGAAAGUCGAGUGCUGACUGCUAUAAUAAUAAUACGAAGAAAGAAAAAGAGAAGAAGCGAAAGAAGCAAUUGAAGUAGCAGUAGUUGGCGGCGCAACCGCACACGGCGGAGACGAUGGCCAUAACGGACUUCUUCUCCGGCGAGAUCGCCUCCGACCUAUGGAAAAUGCUCAUAACAAUUUCCCGAAAGACUCUUCAAUGCAAAUCCAGCGCAGAACAACUCAUAACCUUCGUCCGUGAACUCCUUCCCACUAUCGAAGAGAUCAAAUACUCCGGCGUCGAGCUUCCUCCGCCGCGGCAGUCGCAGCUCGACCGUCUGUCAGAGAUCCUCCGCUCCGGCGUCGAGCUCUCCCACAAGGCUCUCUCCUCAAGCCGUUGGAACGUCUACAGAAACUUCCAAUUAGCGAAGAAAAUGGAGAAGCUAGAAAAACACGUGUCACGGUUCUUGCACGUGCCCAUGCAGGCUCAUAUACUAGCCGACGUUCACCACACCCGGUUCGAGAUGGCGGAGCGGUUCGACCGGGUCGACGCGUCGAACCGGAGGAUGGAACAGUUCUUUGAGGAGAUGAAGAUUGGAGUGAACGGUGGUGGGUGGGUGGAGGAGGCUGUGAGGAGCAUGCAAGAGGAUGAAACUUGGGUUGAAGAGUUUUCUGGGAAUUUUGGUGUGGGUUUGGAGUUCGGGAAGAAUAAGGUUAAGGAGAUGGUUUUUACAAGACAUGAUCUUUGGGUUGUUGGGAUUUGGGGGAUUGGUGGGUCCGGGAAAACCACUCUUGCGAGAGAGGUUUGCAGAGACGACCAAGUACGAUGUUAUUUCAAGGAGAGGAUUCUGUUUCUGACUGUGUCGCAAUCACCAAAUGUGGAGCAGCUGAGAGCUAAGAUUUGGGGAUACGUCAUGGGAAACCAAGGAUUGAAUGCUAAUUAUGCGGUUCCACAAUGGGUGCCACAAUUUGAAUGCAAAGGUGAAGCUCAAGUUUUGAUUGUUUUGGAUGAUGUCUGGUCGCUCUCCGUUUUAGAGAAGCUUGUGUGGAAAAUACCCGGUUGCAAGUUUCUUGUGGUGUCUAGAUUCAAGUUCCCAACAAUUUUUAAUGCUGUUCAUGAAGUGGAAUUGUUGGGUGAAGAGGAUGCUUUGUGUUUGUUCUGUCACCAUGCUUUUGGGCAGAAAUCAAUUCCUUUAGGUGCUAAUAUGAAUUUGGUGAAGCAGGUUGUGGCUGAGUGUGGAAGGCUUCCACUGGCUCUUAAGGUGAUUGGAGCUUCUUUGCGAGACCAGAAUGACAUGUUUUGGAUGAGCGUUAAAAACAGGUUGUCUCAAGGCCAAAGCAUUGGUGAAUCCUACCAAAUGAAUCUCAUUGAUAGAAUGGCAAUCAGUACUAAUUACCUGCCAGAAAAGAUCAAAGAGUGUUUCUUGGACCUGUGUUCAUUUCCGGAGGAUAAAAGGAUUCCUCUCGAAGUUCUAAUCAAUAUGUGGGUUGAAAUCCACGAUAUUCAUGAGACUGAAGCAUUUGCCAUUGUGGUUGAGCUUUCAAACAAGAACCUUCUCACCUUAGUGAAAGAGGCACGUGCUGGGGGUAUGUAUAGCAGUUGCUUUGAAAUUAAUGUUACUCAGCAUGAUAUACUGAGGGACCUUGCUCUUAAUUUGAGCAAUCGUGGGAGCAUUCAUGAACGGCGAAGGUUAGUUAUGGCAAAACGAGAAGACAACGGACUACUCCCUAAAGAGUGGUCUAGAUACAGGAACCAACCCAUUGAAGCUCAGAUUGUUUCAAUUAACACAGGUGAAAUGACAGAAAUGGAUUGGUUUGAAUUGGAUUUUCCUAAGACUGAAGUGCUGAUUAUCAAUUUCACAUCCAGUGAAUACUUUUUACCUCCCUUCAUUAAUAGAAUGCCAAAUUUGAGGGCAUUGAUAAUAAUAAACUACAGCACCUCAUAUGCUUGCCUUCACAAUGUUUCAGUUUUUAGGAAUUUGACUAACUUGAGGAGUCUUUGGCUUGAAAAGGUUUCCACCCCUCAGUUAUCAGGCAUUGUCUUGAGAAACUUGGGCAAACUAUUUAUAGUCCUCUGCAAGGUUAACAAUAGUUUGGAGGGAAAAGAGUUCCCUCACCUCUCUGAGCUCACUCUUGAUCACUGUGAUGAUCUAACUCGCUUGCCCUCAAGCAUAUGUGGAAUGAAAUCACUCCAAAAUUUGAGUCUUACCAACUGCCACAAUUUGACUCAAUUGCCUGUUGAAUUGGGCAAACUAAGAUCUCUAGAGAUACUUCGCUUAUAUGCUUGCCCAGAUCUCAAAACACUCCCUCCUAGCAUAUGUGACAUGACCAGGUUGAAGUAUAUUGACAUUUCACAAUGUGUUAACUUGACAUGCUUCCCUGAAGAGAUUGGUAGAUUAGUUAGCUUGGAAAAGAUUGACAUGAGGGAAUGCCCCAUGAUUAGGAAUCUGCCCAAGUCUUCAGUGUCAUUGCAGUCUCUGCAGCUUGUAAUUUGUGAUGAGGAGGUAUACGGGAUGUGGAGUGAUGUUGAGAUGGCCAAGCCAAAUUUGCAUAUUCAGGUAUCAGAGCAGUACUUUGAUCUAGAUUGGCUUAGAGAGUGACAAAUGUUUCUUGUGAUGUUUCACUUCCCAAUUCUUUGUAUAUACUUUUGUUCAUAGCCUCUAUUUGAAAUGGAAAUUAUCCUAUUCAAGUAUCAUGGCAUAAUCUUUUCCCUAGGCUGAAGUACAUAACCUUUGUUUUUCUUUUGUGGUCAACAUUCCAAAUGCCUUUAAGUUCCUAGAAUUAAAUGCAAGUAGCCAGUUAUAAAUUCAAUCUAGUUCUAUUAUUAAUUGAGUCGACAAAUAAGAAUUCCAAUUUCCUAUUCCAUCAGUGCUGAAAGAUUUCUGCGGUUAAACAUACUUCCUUUCAAGUAUCACAUUCCCAAUGUUGAUUUCUUUAGAAAAAUAUGUUAACCAAACUAAUAACAAAAAUAAUGAUAAAAGGAGUGAGGCGGCUAGAAAGCAAAAUUGGACACAGGUUUCCAAAAGAGAAUGCUUUUUCCAUGCUGGGUCCGAAAUUUAGGACCAAAAAUUUGGAAUUUUGGUGCCACUAUCAUAGUUGAACUUGAUGUACAUGUACAAUGAACAUGGCAGUUCCAAUCACAUGCCUCCACCAAAAGGACAGGUUCUAGAUUAAUAAGAAAACGCGUUAAGAGAAGCAUUAAAACAAAAAUCUAAAGCAACACCUCGGUUUUGAGGUCACCAGAUUGGCACAGGUCACUGUCAUGUGUCUACCUUGAAGCUUCCUUAGUCGAUUUCUUAUUUAUCUUCUUUCAUUAUGGUCCCUUUGGUCAAUGUUCUAUUUUUUAUUAUUAUCCUCCUUCUUUAUUAAUCUGUAUAUCGUGCAAGUCAAGCCUCCCCGGUCAACAUCAUGAUCAGCAUCACUACCAUGAAUGAUUUUGGGUUUUGCUGACUAAAUAUCUUCAAGAUACAUGUUAGAGAAUUAAUAAAAAAUAUUUUUUUAUUAAAAAAUGUUAGGGUAUAUUAAAAAUUACAGAAAGAAUACAUUGUUUUAUUUUUAAUAAAAAAUACUUUUAAUUCUUAAAAAUAUUAAAAUAUAUAGGUGUAAGAAAUAUUAUAAAAAUAUAUCAUAAGAAAAAAAAUUGAAUAUAAUAUUCAUAUAUUUCAUCUUUUAAAAUUAAUCCAUAUUAAUUCAAUUAUUAAAUAUU